AUGCAUAAAAUAAAAAAAGUCACUGUAUCUUGGGCUGCCAGGCUUAUUUUAGCACUGGGGUGCAUGUUUCAGGGAGUGCCGGUUAUGGCAGCAAAUGAAAGAUUUAUAUCGCUACGAGAAAAGAUAAUGGAUUCAGAGUUCUUUGUUUUUAACCAGCCUGGUUAUUUAUACAAUAUAGGACUAAAAAAGUUUAUGGCCAUCGAUAGAUAUUCUGAUAAUUUAGGAUAUCUUUCACUAAGAAUGACUGCAGAUCCAAAGCAGGCCAUUGUUUUUGAACUAAGCAAAGAAGUAUCGGGAGAAGAGGCGCCAUUAACACGAAUUAUUACAAAUGAUUCAAAGCUUCCCAAGUUACUAAAUAGUGCGAGGUAUAUUCUACAAAGAGGCACGAGCAAUGACAACCGGGUGGUUUUGAGCAAGAAUGACAAUAAAAAUUUACCUGAGCAGUCUGUACUGAUAGACACACUUGUAUCAGGAACCAGGCCGGCAUUUCGGGUUCUUAUGGGAAGCUAUAGGUGCAUGUCUGGGGGCAUUAGUGCAAGUGUUUAUUAUCAGAACUGUAAGGAUACACAAACCCCAGACGAGGAGUAUAUAGAUGAUCUUUGGCUAUGGAUUGGAAUGGAUGAUUUUGAAAAAACCACAUAUAACAUGAAGAGAAUGCCAGACUAUCUACAGAUAGAUGAAAACGAGAUUUCAGAGCACAGGAACGCAUACUCAAAUGGUAGAAACCGCAUGCGAUUGGAUAUAAACGAACAAAAGAACAACAAUCCAUAUUAUAAAAAAGCAGCCUACUAUGAAAACGCAGUAAAUAAGCAAUCUAUCAAAAGAAAUAAAACAGGAAAUGCCAAUAAAAAUGAAAACAUAAAUGAAAAUAGGAAUGAAGGUAAGGAUAAUAAUAAACCCAAACCACAAGCUGGGAAUAGACUCAAGCCACAAGCUGAGAAUAGGCUCAAACCACAAGCUGGAAAUAGAUUCAAACCACAAGCUGGAAAUAGGCUCAAACCACAAGCUGAGAAUAGAUCCAAACCACAAGCUGGAAAUAGACUCAAACCACAAGCUGAGAAUAGGAAAGAGGCCCCAAGCAAAAACAACAGAGAACCCCCCAGUCCAACAAAUAAAAAGAGCAUUCUUUAUAAAAACAUUGGUAGAUGGAGCCCCUAUAAGAAAUCUAAUAAUAGAUAUGUUAAAACAGAGGAAGUUAAUCCAGUAAUAGUUGUUUCGUCAACAGAUAAGUAUUUCCACCCGGAUAUGAGCUAUUUAGAUCAAGGAAACUAUUAUAAAGGGAUUGUUCCGCUGAAAAGAGGCCAGCAUAUUUUAAGAUGGGCCCACGCUGACUAUUAUUGAAUUUUCUAUAUAAAUACUGCUAGUGGAUAUGCUAAGCACCCUUCUAACAGAAAAUAGCCACAUCUAGUAACCAGUAAUAAAAUAGCUGCUUUAGACCUUUUCAUAUUCACCAAUAAACAACA
Messenger RNA from Nematocida parisii ERTm1, 1463 nucleotides. RefSeq lists its product as uncharacterized. The transcript has a single exon. The record is from RefSeq and is a predicted model, not a curated record. The coding region runs from base 1 to 1341 and encodes 446 amino acids. NCBI's taxonomy places the organism in Eukaryota, Fungi, Microsporidia.